CGUCCACCACCACCUCCACCAAUUUUCAAAUCCCGGGCUGUGUGCCCCUUCUCCUUGUCACGUCUCUGCAGAGGAGUCCCUUCCCCCUUUGAAGUAGCGGGUGUGGAUAUUGCUGGGCUACGGAAGCCGAUCCAGCCAUGGCGACUCCGUCUGCUGCCUUUGAGGCCCUUAUGAAUGGAGUGACAAGCUGGGAUGUCCCCGAAGAUGCCAUCCCAUGUGAACUGCUUCUAAUUGGAGAGGCCUCCUUCCCGGUGAUGGUGAAUGACAUGGGCCAGGUCCUCAUUGCUGCCUCUUCCUAUGGCCGAGGCCGCCUGGUGGUGGUGUCCCACGAGGACUACUUGGUGGAGGCCCAGCUCACUCCUUUCCUCCUCAAUGCAGUGGGCUGGCUUUGCUCUUCCCCUGGGGCUCCUGUUGGUGUACACCCAUCCCUGGCACCUCUGGCCAAAAUCCUUGAGGGCUCUGGUGUAGAGGCCAAGGUUGAACCAGAAGUGAAAGACUCCCUGGGGGUUUACUGUAUUGAUGCCUACAACGAAAUCAUGACUGAAAAGUUGGUCAAGUUCAUGAAACGUGGAGGGGGCUUGCUAGUCGGAGGCCAAGCCUGGGACUGGGCCAACCAGGGCGACGAUGAAAGGGUUCUGUUCACGUUCCCUGGGAACCUUGUGACCAGCGUGGCCGGCGUGUACUUCACCGACAAUAAAGGGGACACGAGUUUCUUUAAAGUCUCUAAGAAGAUGCCCAAGAUCCCAGUCUUAGUUAGUUGUGAAGACGAUCUCUCCGAGGACAGAGAUGAACUCCUGCACGGGAUUUCUGAGCUGGACAUCAGCAACUCGGACUGUUUCCCGUCCCAGCUGCUAGUGCACGGGGCUUUAGCCUUUCCCCUGGGGCUAGAUUCCUACCAUGGCUGUGUCAUAGCGGCUGCCCGCUACGGCCGGGGCCGGGUGGUCGUGACUGGCCACAAGGUCCUUUUCACCGUUGGUAAACUGGGCCCCUUUCUGCUCAAUGCUGUGCGCUGGCUGGACGCGGGCCGCAGAGGCAAGGUCGUGGUGCAGACAGAACUGAGGACUCUGAGUGGGCUGCUUGCAGUGGGGGGCAUAGACAGCAGCAUUGAGCCCAAUCUGACCAGCGAUGCCAGUGUCUAUUGCUUUGAGCCCGUGAGCGAUGUGGGAGUCAAGGAGCUGCAGGAGUUUGUAGCAGAGGGCGGGGGCCUGUUUGUUGGAGCCCAAGCCUGGUGGUGGGCCUUCAAGAACCCAGGAGUGUCCCCUUUGGCUCGGUUCCCAGGAAACCUCCUCCUCAACCCCUUUGGCAUUAGCAUCACCAGCCAAAGCCUCAACCCUGGGCCCUUUCGUACUCCUAAGGCAGGGAUAAGGACCUAUCACUUCCGUUCCACCCUGGCCGAGUUCCAGGUUAUAAUGGGCAGGAAGAGAGGGAAUGUGGAGAAGGGCUGGUUGGCAAAGCUGGGACCGGAUGGCGCAGCCUUCCUGCAGAUCCCCGCAGAGGAGAUCCCUGCCUACAUGUCGGUGCAUCGGCUCCUAAGGAAGCUGCUGAGUCGCUAUCGGCUCCCAGUAGCGACCCGAGAGAACCCUGUCAUCAACGACUGCUGCAGGGGUGCUAUGCUUUCCCUGGCCACUGGGCUGGCCCACUCUGGAAGCGACCUCUCUCUGUUAGUCCCAGAAAUUGAGGAUAUGUACAGCAGCCCCUACCUGCGCCCCUCGGAAUCUCCUAUCACUGUUGAGGUCAACUGCAACAAUCCAGGCACCAGGUAUUGCUGGAUGAGCACCGGGCUCUACAUACCCGGGAGGCAAAUUAUAGAGGUCUCGCUGCCUGAAGCCGCUGCCUCUGCUGACCUGAAGGUGCAGAUUGGCUGCCACACCGAUGACCUGACCAGGGCCAGCAAGCUGUUCCGAGGUCCCCUUGUGAUUAACCGCUGCUGCCUGGACAAGCCCACGAAGUCGAUAACCUGCCUCUGGGGGGGCCUCCUGUACAUCAUUGUGCCUCAGGGCAGCAAGCUGGGCUCCGUGCCUGUCACGGUUAAGGGGGCUGUGCAUGCUCCCUACUACAGGCUAGGGGAGACAUCCCAGGAGGAAUGGAAGAGGCGUAUCCAGGAGAAUCCAGGUCCCUGGGGAGAGCUGGCUACAGACAACAUCAUCUUGACGGUGCCAACCGCAAACCUUCGCACUCUGGAGAACCCUGAGCCGCUGCUACGCCUCUGGGACGAGGUGAUGCAGGCCGUGGCCCGGCUAGGGGCUGAGCCUUUCCCCCUGCGUCUGCCUCAGAGGAUCGUUGCCGACGUGCAGAUCUCAGUUGGCUGGAUGCACGCAGGCUACCCCAUCAUGUGUCACCUGGAGUCGGUGCAGGAGCUCAUCAGUGAGAAACUCAUCAGAACCAAGGGGCUGUGGGGCCCUGUGCACGAGCUGGGCCGCAACCAGCAGCGGCAGGAGUGGGAGUUCCCCCCGCACACCACCGAGGCCACCUGCAACCUGUGGUGUGUCUAUGUGCACGAGACGGUCCUGGGCAUCCCUCGAGGACGAGCCAAUAUCGCUCUGUGGCCCCCAGUUCGGGAGAAGAGAGUCAGAAUCUACCUGGGCAAGGGUCCCAAUGUGAAAAACUGGAACGCGUGGACGGCCCUGGAAACGUACUUACAGCUCCAGGAGGCCUUUGGGUGGGAGCCGUUCAUCCGUCUCUUCACUGAGUACAGGAACCAGACCAACUUGCCCACAGACAAUGUCGACAAAAUGAAUCUGUGGGUGAAGAUGUUCUCCCACCAAGUGCAGAAGAACCUGGCUCCGUUCUUUGAGGCCUGGGCCUGGCCGAUCCAGAAGGAAGUGGCAACCAGCCUGGCCUAUCUGCCUGAGUGGAAGGAAAAUAUUAUGAAAUUGUACCUCCUCACACAGAUGUAAGGAGUGCCCAGCGAGGUGGCAGGCCCCACUGAAACCGAAGUCAAGAAAUGUAAAAGAGAAUUGACACAUCUCAGCAAAGAAAACUGAAGGAAUUUGGUUAUAAGUGAAGAAGAUCUCAACACAUUUCUGGAAGAGAGAAAGUGGAAGAAGUGAUAACGAAAGAGUGCAGCUCCUUUCAGACGGAAUAUAAGCUGAUCUGAACAUGUAACCCCAAAGAGAUGUGGGCACCUGAAAAGUCUGUCUGCUGAAGAAUUGUGUCAGUUGUGAAAUUGAACCCCAUCUCAUUCUACCCCAACCUUUGCACAGAAUACAGGCAACCUACCACUGGUUUCUGUUAAGUCUGUUGUUGUUGUUGUUCAUUGUUGUUGUUUGUGUAAAGGAAUCGAAUAAACUGCUUGAGGAAAGGUAGGA
Molecule: messenger RNA, 3308 nt
Organism: Lagenorhynchus albirostris (white-beaked dolphin)
Lineage: Eukaryota; Metazoa; Chordata; Mammalia; Artiodactyla; Delphinidae
Gene: TCAF1
Product: TRPM8 channel associated factor 1
Exons: 9
Coding region: 138-2897 (919 amino acids)
Biological process (GO): positive regulation of anion channel activity
Source: RefSeq, a predicted model, not a curated record